AGACCUGAAGCCCCCAAUGGGGCCCCUCUCCCCUUGCCGGGUGUGGGUGGGUGCAGUGGAUGAGAAACCGGUGAACGGCGGGAGCUGCAGCUGGAUGGAGCCCCCAAAGGGACGAUAUGCCGUCAAGGAACUCUCUUCUGUGUGUUCAUGUGCUUGUACAGUAUUAUGUGGCGUAUAUGCGGCGUGUACUUGGCCCUGCCUUGGAAGAGAGAAGGUUAGUCAGUGUUGCUACCUACUGUACCUAUCGUGUAACACCAACUACCUACAUACUAGCAGUAGUCCCCCUUUCCUUGGUGUGGAUGUCCAUUACACAGACCAGACAUGCAUACCGCGCGUUAGUUUCGUAUUCCAAUGUAUUGCGUGAGGCGAGAGAGGACGAGGCCCAAAGUCAGAUGGCUACAGGGAUUCGUGCGAUGUAUCUUUUAGAUUUGGGGCUCUUGUGUGUAUAAGAGAAAGCAGCUCGCCACCUCUUUCCAUCAUUCCUCCUCUUCUCUCUCCAUGACCA
Messenger RNA from Trichoderma asperellum CBS 433.97, 505 nucleotides. Lineage: Eukaryota; Fungi; Ascomycota; Sordariomycetes; Hypocreales; Hypocreaceae. The record is from RefSeq and is a predicted model, not a curated record.